AGUAGCAUGAAAAUAAAGUUAAAUCCUUGUAUAAAACAAAUGGUGUAAAUGAGUGUUAAAAGGCCUUUUUGCAGAGUCGCACAGCGCGUGCUGUUUUGCUCCUCCCUGCGCGUGCGCGCGCGUGCUCGAGUGACGUCACUGCACGGUGAGAUCUCCACACAGACUCAAAGAUUUAGCUUUACAUUGGACUGAUGGAUGGUUUACGAAGAAUCUUUUCUUUCUAAUAAGAGCAAAAGUACUUAAAAGAGGUUAUUACUAGCAUGGUGACGCAUCUCUAUAAUGGCAGAAAGUAACAGGACCAACGAGGCUCCACAACUCAUCUUGUGCAGUAAUCAAGCAAAGAUUUAUGAUUGUAAUCAGUCAGAUCCCAUGAGAUCUGAAAGCCCGAUGCCGCUGGUGGACGCCUGGCUGGUCCCAGUGUUCUUCACCCUCAUCAUGUUUGUAGGCUUGGUGGGGAACUUUUUGGUCAUCUAUGUCGUCGUCAAAAACCAGCAGAUGAAAACGGUUACAAACCUCUACAUAGUUAAUCUUGCAACCACAGAUAUACUUUUCCUGGUUUGUUGUGUUCCUUUCACUGCCACUUUAUACACUCUUCCUAGCUGGAUAUUUGGGGACUUCAUGUGUCGGCUGGUCAAUUAUCUGCAACAGGUCACUGCUCAGGCAACCUGCAUCACUUUGUCUGCAAUGAGUGUGGAUCGGUUUUAUGUGACGGUCUACCCACUCCAGUCUCUCCAUCAUCGAACACCACAGACGGCUCUGACUGCAUGCACCACUAUUUGGAUAUGUUCUCUGCUGCUUUCAGUGCCGAUCGCGUUGUAUCAGCACACCGAGUCUUCGUUCUGGUUCGGUCCGCAGACGUACUGCACCGAGGCCUUUCCUUCACUCGUUCAUAAGAGAGCUUAUAUUCUUUACUCCUUCUUGGCUGUUUACUUGCUGCCUCUGAUCACCAUCUGCAUGUGUUACACUUUCAUGCUCAAACGCAUGGGUCAAGCCACGGUGGAACCUGCUCAUGGCUGUAACCAGCUGCAGACUCCAGCGGAGCGAGUGGAGGCCGUGCGGACCAGAGUCUCCAGAAUGGUGGUUGUGAUGGUUCUGCUGUUUAUAUUCUGCUGGGGUCCAAUUCAGAUCCUGAUUCUCUUUCAAGCAUUCUGUUCUGAAGAUGUCAGUCACAGUUAUACACUCUACAAACUCAAGAUCUGGGCUCACUGCAUGUCCUAUUCCAAUUCCUCCAUAAAUCCCGUGAUCUACGCAUUCAUGGGAGCCAACUUUAGGAAGGCCUUCAGAAGUGUGUUUCCUCUGAUCUUCAAAAGGAGCGCAAGAACAACCGAGCCUGUAACCUAUAACAGAGAGAUGAACUUUCUUUCAUCCCAACCUCAAAGGAUGCUUUGGACAGGUUAUGCAUAAUCAGACCUUUUAUAAGCGAAAUCAAUAACACUUUUAUACCAUGGUCUGGGUGAAUAAUACUCGAUACUGAUUGGCUGCUGCAGGGUGUACAUUAAAAAGUGAUAGAGGACACCUAGUAAAGGAGUUCUGGUGAAACUGACUGUUCAAUGCGCUGGCUACAUCAGCUGUGUGUAACCAUAGCAACAGGCAGCGGACUAAAUGUCUCCGGUUGCUAAAUAAACCGUCAGGCGUAACCAGGGAAACCAAGUUUGUUUGUAAAAACUUUAGAUUUCGAUUGUAAAACUAAUUAAAGUCUAAACUAAUGUUUUAAAAAUGUGUUAUUUGUAAAGAAGGACAUCAUUUUUGAUUCAACUGGAACAAACAAUCAAAUUAAAACAAUUCUUUCCAAAUACUCUAUAUGGGACUGAAUGUAUAGACUUAUGAAAAAGAAAUACACUUUAAAAAGAGUACUUAUUACAGAAAUAAUAGCUACACUUUAAAAUAAUGUACUUGGGUGUGAACUAAUGUAAUGCUUUACAAAUGCAUGUUAAUUGCAAUUAAAUAAAAAUGUAUUUGUUGACGUCACAAAGUACCUUGUAACCAGUCAGAUCAACGUGUGAGUGGAGGCGUGGCUCAUUUGCAUAUUUAUAGAACCGCGUAUACUGAAUAAGGCGAAGGUGUCGAGUU
Molecule: messenger RNA, 2070 nt
Organism: Pimephales promelas (fathead minnow)
Lineage: Eukaryota; Metazoa; Chordata; Actinopteri; Cypriniformes; Leuciscidae
Gene: kiss1rb
Product: KISS1 receptor b
Biological process (GO): G protein-coupled receptor signaling pathway
Cellular component (GO): plasma membrane
Molecular function (GO): G protein-coupled receptor activity
Source: RefSeq, a predicted model, not a curated record